This is a messenger RNA of Gamsiella multidivaricata, 1603 nucleotides long. RefSeq names its product DExH-box splicing factor binding site-domain-containing protein. The record is from RefSeq and is a predicted model, not a curated record. The coding region runs from base 171 to 1433 and encodes 420 amino acids. Lineage: Eukaryota; Fungi; Mortierellomycota; Mortierellomycetes; Mortierellales; Mortierellaceae. Gene Ontology annotation, cellular component: spliceosomal complex. The transcript is spliced from 4 exons. Gene Ontology annotation, biological process: mRNA splicing, via spliceosome.
CGUUCGUUACUGAGCUCAUGGUGGUGUCCUGUGCUGUGUAGUUGAAUGCAACUGGGUGGACAAAAAGAGAAAAUGAGCACUGGCGGCUCGUGGCUUGGUCGCUUUUGCCCAAUUUGGAUCCUUGAACGACUGACAACUUUGUAGCGACAAGCUCACUUGCUCCCUACACCAUGUCUGCCGAGGAACCACCACCACCAACAUCGACUAAUGGGAAUGGAGCGCCUCUCAAGUUAUCACUCAGUGUCGGUAAAGGAUUAAGCCUAGCCAAAAAAAAGGCUCCACUCAUUAACAAAUCCGCCGCUUCUGCCUUCGGAAACAAUGAGGACGAAGGCGACACCCAAAAGGAUGAACUCAUCGCUGGCUUGGACGACAACAAGAUAGAGAGUCUUGUACCAAAGGAGGAGGCGAAGCCGCUAAUAAUUCCUAAGCUAGAGAACGCCGAUUGGAGGCAACAGGUUUUGGCAAAGAGGAAAAAGACAUAUAUGCCGGAGGGAAGUCUUAGGGAGCCGAUGAAUAUCGUAGAGGAACCUGUCAAAGAGGUGAGAUAUGGUCUCCAGAUCAUAAAGCGCACCAAAGCCGAACAUCAUACGGAAUUAGGCUCAGACGAUGCAAGCACUUCAACAUUCACGGCGAUUACGGAAGUAAAAGAAGACAUCGUGAUGGAACAGAAAGAGGAGACGUUGGAUGAAGCAGCAGCCAGAAAGAUUAUUGAAGCCACAUCUGGAGAAAGAUCAGAGGACGCGCGGAGACUGGUUGUUCACGGACAAGAAAAUAUCGAUGACGUGGAGGCAUUUCAGAAAAAUCUCGAGGAACUUCCCGACGAAUCGACUCUUGAAGACUAUGAAAAAGUGCCUGUGGAAGAAUUUGGCGCUGCCUUAUUGCGUGGCAUGGGAUGGAAUGGUGACAUGAAGGGGUCUGAAGCAAUUGAAUACAAUCGACGACCAGCUUUGCUGGGCUUGGGAGCGAAACCAAAGGAACCAGAGCCAAUCAACAAAAAGUACAUCAAGCCAGGCGAGUCACGAACACCUCAGGCGAUCAAGGUUCCUGAGAGACACACAACAGGACGGUUAGGCACGAGCAACUACAGGGACAAUCGAGACGAUCGGGGUAGUCGUGACAGUAGAGGCAGGGACAGCCGUGAUAGUGGGAAUAGAGACAGUAGAGAUGAUCGUGACCGAGACCAGAGGCGUGAGCACAAAGACAGUCGGAGCAGCCGGGAUGGACGAGACGACAGAAGCCAUAGAAACGGUCGCGACGGUGAAGGAGAGCGGAGGCGCGAUCGUUCAAGCGACAGAUCUGAUAGAGACAGGUCGGGCAAGAACAAAGACGGGGACAGAUAUAGAGAGAGGGACAGGGACAGGGACAGGGACAGGGAUCAUGGCCGAGAAAAGGAUAGGGAUAGAAAUAGAGACAGUCGCGAUCGAAGACGUUGAAUGAAGGUCUUGCGCGACCCCGCGAUUCCGUGACGUGACAGUUCGAAUGGGGCGCUGCCAUCACCUUCCUCUCUUCCUUCUUCCUUCUUCCUUCACUUCCCUCCCUUUCAGUCGUUGUGUUUGCGCGUGUAUGUUGUGUAUGUGCCAUUGCUUGCCAACCCAUCGCCCUG